AUGCCCGAACCAGGCAUCUCGCAGUUCACCUCUGUCUUCCGGGCCACCGAUUCAUACCGCGUGAAGCGCUUCCGCCCAGCCGUCUCCUGCACAGCCUGUCAGCGGCGCAAGUCGAGAUGCGAUCGCCAGCAUCCGUGUGGCGCCUGCGAGAAGCGCAGCGUGGGCGAUGCCUGCUCUUACAGCUCAGCGCCUGCAUCAUCGUCAACAGCUAAUAACAGCAGAGCAGCCGGCAGCGGGAGCAGUCGGCAGGAUGUCCAGCUCAAGCUCAGCCAGCUGGAGCAGAUGGUGAGGGGGCUGGCCGAGAACCGCCUCGCAAAGGGCGAGUCGGCGCCGUUACAUGAUGGCCAGCGCUCAUGCGAUGAUAAAGAGGAGCUGGAGACGAAUUAUCACGGGGCAACUUCGUGGACUGCGCUGGUUGAGGGCAUUCGCGAUAUCCAGGACGUGCUGGCGGCGGAUAGAGAGCCGGACUAUGCUGAUGGCGUGGAGGCAACGGAGCCCGAGGUUGUGCUGGGAGACGUGCCGCCCACGACCAUCAAGGACGUCGUGGAGAGUCUGCCGUCGAGACAGGAAGCCGAUAAGCUCAUCAUGGCGUAUUUCAGAGCAAAGUUCCUCGCCGUCAUCUUUGUCCAUACGCACCAGUUCAAGCGGCGGUACGAUGCCUUCUGGACGGACCCCUCCUCUGCCGACUUUCUCUGGAUCAGCAUCCUGUUCUCCAUCCUCAGCAUCGGCACAAUGGUUGUAAACACAAAAGAGGCAGACGCCACAUCCUCCAGCUCGUCCACAUCAUCAUCGCCCUUCACGGUAGGGCCCGACUCGCGCUUCUACAUGAACAAGGCCGCCCAAUGCCUCGUCGCAGGGCAGUACUUCAAGGGGCGGCGCUUCUCCGUCGAGGCGCUCCUCAUGCACGCCCACUCUCGCAACGUCCAGAAGCUAGAUUCUGAUUCGUCACUGUGGUUCCUAUACGGCCUUGCUGUGCGGCUAGCGCAGAGGCAAGGCUAUCAUCGUGACGCAGCCAAGGUGUCGAGCAACAGGGCCAUGACGCCCUUUGAGGCGGAGAUGCGGCGCAGGACGUGGUUCGUGAUCCAGUCGACAGAUCUGCUCUUCUCGUUCCAAAACGGCAUGCCCCCCAUCAUCACCCAGGAUGUCUGCGACGUGGACCCUCCUACGAAUCUCACCGACGAUGAUUUCGACGAGGAUACCAAAGUGCUGCCCGCUCCUCGUCCACCAACAGACCCCAUCCCCGCCCUCGCAUGCAUCACAAAGUCAAAGCUCUGCCGUGUUAUGCGCCGUGUAGUGCGCCACGUCCUUGCCGUCACUCCAGCUCCCUACGCCGAAACGCUAUCUCUCGACCAAGAGCUUCGAGAGUGGCAUGCUUCUGUACCAGCUUGCCUGCGCAACCGCACCAUCCGCAACACUGCUUUUACAGAUGCCAAUUACACAAUCAUGCAUCGACUCAUGCUCGAACUAAUGUACCUCAAGAGUUUGUGUAUCCUCCACCGCCCCCAUCUCACAGUACACAAGCACGACGCCGAGUAUGACGCCUCGAGGCGGAUCUGCAGGGAGUCAGCGCUCACGAUCCUGGAAAUACAGGCAGAGCUUGACAUUGAGACCGGGGCGGGAGGAAGAAUGUACGAAGACAGGUUCAUGGUUUCGAGCCUAACGCUGCAUCACUUCUUGCUUGCGGCGAUGAUCAUGUGUCUCGACCUAAGCGAGUCUACAGGCAUAAGCCCAGAAGACAGAACCAAGCGCAUAACCACGCUCCGCACCGCCUAUUCCAUCUGGUCCGCCCGCCGCACCACCUCAGUCGACGCCCUCCACGCCUCCAGAGUGCUCGGUGCUAUUCUCAGCCGCAUCGAUCCCCCAAGUAUUCUCACAUCCAGCUCUUCCGCUCAAAUGACCAGCACGCCAAGUUCCUCCCUCCCACAAAGUUACGGAAGCGUUCCUACAAUAUCAGAGGAAAUGAUGCCGCAGCAACCGUUGGCUCUCAAUGGCAACGACAUCCCAGCUUACAACGUCACAGACGACAUGUCGUUCGCAGAUGGCACUAGCGAUGCUAUGCUGAGUUUCGAAGAAAUGUUUGACGAUACAAACAUGUUUGAUUGGGGUUCUUUCGACCAGUAUAUUCAAUCUGACUCCAGAUCCUGGAGACAAUUCUUCUCCGACACCAGCUUAUAG
This is a messenger RNA of Trichoderma gamsii, 2175 nucleotides long. RefSeq lists its product as hypothetical. NCBI's taxonomy places the organism in Eukaryota, Fungi, Ascomycota, Sordariomycetes, Hypocreales, Hypocreaceae. Gene Ontology annotation, biological process: regulation of DNA-templated transcription; DNA-templated transcription. The transcript is spliced from 3 exons. Gene Ontology annotation, cellular component: nucleus. The coding region runs from base 1 to 2175 and encodes 724 amino acids. The record is from RefSeq and is a predicted model, not a curated record. Gene Ontology annotation, molecular function: DNA-binding transcription factor activity, RNA polymerase II-specific; DNA binding; zinc ion binding.